UUCGCCAUUUCUUCGUAGCCCUCGCUUCUAUAUUGACGAAACACAUGUCACUAAAGCAUAUCGCGUAAAUAAAUUGCAAUAGGCCCUUGUUUUAAAUCAUUUUACUGAUAACACAAUUUUAAAACGCAAAGCGAAGGGUCGACUCCGCCUGCUUCGCUAGAAUGAAACAGACCAAAAUGCCCGAUAGCAGUGCGUUCUUCACUGGUGUGUUCUUUACUGGUUUGUCUUUUAGCACAAUUGGUCCAUGCCACACAAUGCCGACGACAGCGACGCUGGCGACGCGCGUCCGGAUAACUUACGAACUGUAAAUGACACGACCACCGCUGACCCUGACACAACUUCUGAUCAAAAGACGCGCAGUAAUGAAGUCAAGGUGGUAGAAGCUCGAACGGCCAUCGUGCUGCUUAACUAUGCACGUGUGUCCACAAAUAAUGAAUAUAUCCAAUGGUUCCUCAAGAGCUUGUUUCAACCGUUGACAAGUAAAGAGAACGAUGUCAUGAAAGUAUUGUAUCUUUCAAGAAGCCGAAAGGCUAUCUGGAGACCCGAAGAAGCAACCUGGCCUGAUGCUACAGGCGAUCCGUCGCUUGGUCCAGAAGAGGUGUUUGCAUUGACACCUCGAACGAAUCUCAUGACAAUGACAUAUGUGUACCGGCUCGUUUAUAUCCUGGAUCUCAGUUCCAGUCUUGCCACCGUGGGAAGCACAACCCCGACGAUCUUGCUGUCAGGUGCUUUCGAAAGUUUGAGAAACUCUCUAGAAGGUCUUGUUCAGCCGUUUUCACUGCCGUUAUCCGAUAAAGAAAAGGCUAUUCUGCGGCCAAAGAUCCGGUUAACUGUAAUGGCUGAUUGCUCUCAGUUUGCAUCCAAUAUCAAUGUUAUUCCAAUGCUUGCCGAGCACCCAACGAUCCGCGUAUUCAUGCAAAAUGUCAAUGUCGACACACACAACAUUCACCACAUCGUCGCCAAGUUGUACUCGGAUUUCCUUGCAUUUCAAAAAGACACGGCCAACUUUAGAAAUUUGAUGCAGCGAAAACGAUCCACGCUGGAAUAUGAUUUGGACGUGGGCGGAGGCGAAGUUGUUAUUCCACAGGAUGUCAGCGUACUGGAUGCAACAUCGCUACCUCCUGAAAAUUCUCCUAUUGUUGUUCCACCGUCUCAGCGGCAGCAGCAACAAGACCAGCAGCGACCGAAUCAAUCCACAGCGACAGAACGCCAAUCGCCCACGGAUAGCAACAACAUUAGCAACAUAAAAAAGCAUAAUGAAUCCUCCUACCAUUCUUCAAAACGGGAAGUAUGGGGUCUCGGCAAAUCAGGUGCCAACUUAUCGCGUAUAUUACAUGCUGGCCAUUUCGCACUGAAGUUACUUUCUCGAGAAGGACGGCCGCAGAUGAUUUUGAUCACUGAUGGCUCGAUGAAAUCUAACGUGCACGACAAUACAUUUGUGCGCCAAUUUGCUGAAGAGGAUGUUACCUGCCACAUCAUUCAGGUCGGAUCCAUGCAUAGCUUUAUCCCUGGCAGAAACUUUGGGUUUGUUCCUGAUAACGAGAUUCUCAUGUUUCUUGCCAAAGCGACGGGCGGAUCGUUUACAUACUCGGAUCAGUGCAAGACGGUGGCUGGUGAUACUACAUCAGCAACAACAACGACAGCACCCAGCAAUGAUCAACCUGUUCUCACGGUUGUUCCAGCUAAUCAAACCGAUGUCAAGUCACCCAACAUUUACCACUCCAAGUUCUUGCUUCGAGAAUCUACUUUAACACCACGACAUCACGACUUACGACUCCAUGAUACACAAGAAAGAGGCAAUACUGGGGGACGUGAUAGGCUCGCCAUGAAUGAACAGCAGACACUGUACAAUUUUCCUUGGGAUCCAAGCUCCACCGCGCCCCAGGAUGCGCUACGACUACUACGAUAUCGCGAAUACCUGCUACCUGCAGAGUUCUCGCAUGUAAUUGCUUCGCGUGCUCGAGAAGGUUUCAUACUCCACUCGGUCUCUUUCGAAAACUCAAAAAAAGCUGCGACAACUGCUACAACGACAGCAGAUAUUAGUGCGCUACGCACUUUCGAUGCCCCGGAUUUCAGCUCUGUGAAAAAGGAGCGUAUACAGAUCAUCAUGGCACUACAAUGGCAACCUAAUGUUGUCAUUGAAUAUCGCAUCCGUGCAACAUGGCUGCCGACAAUCAUUGGACCACUAAAGGAACUGAAAACGGAUCCGUGCCUUCUACCAAGAAGCAUCUUCAGCCGAGCCAAAGCACCAAGAGCAGAGAUUUUCGUGCGCACGGACGCCGAAUUUGCACACAUGCUUCAGAAUUGGGAUGCGUUUCGACGACGUGCACAAAUGAUGGGUGUAGUGACUGGCGCGCCUUACCUAAGUGAUACAUACAAUGCACCAGCUUAUGUCAAAGCAGAAAAACUUAAAAACUACCUUGUCGACAUAUACGAAAGCGACGAAGUGCUCAAGACUGUUAUGGGGUUCAACAGCAAAUACCUUUCAGGCUUGCAGCUAGCCGAAGCAAACAAACAAAGAAGCACAUUCAUUGAUACGUUUCGUAAUUUUUGGGAACACAUCAAUGCUUCUCCCAACCGUCCGCGGACACGCAGCUGGUACGAUGACAACUGUAUCGAUCUGUUGUUAGGUGAUGUCUCGCCGUACAUGUCGCCAAAACUGUCGUCUGCAUACAAUCAAGACUUUGUCGCUAAAGUUGAGUUUGCAAUCAACGAGGCACUUGAAAAUGUGGGUCAAAUAUUGGCAUCGCGGGCUGAUUUCCAAGGUGGCGACGGUACUUUUGUGCGGGUCAUGAACCGCUUUGUAACGAAUCCGGAAAUGAGCGACGACGACGCGAAAGGAUUGUUUUCGUUUAGUCUCAGCUAUCCACCUUCAUUUUAUGAGGUACGAGUACGAAGAGAAUACGGGCGACUUGUUUCCAUACGGCUGCUGUUCUUUAACAUGGAUGUGCUUGCACGACAACGGACAACUGAACAUCUGCUGCAUAUUUUGGAGCUACCUAAUGAGCCAUCCAGCAUGAUAUGCCAUCGACCGUAUUCUCGUUUGUUGAUGAGAGAUUCGAGACAUUACCAUGAGAACGACGGAGGUGCGCAAAGGAUUCGGUCGCGCGCUUGGUAUCUGCCUGCUGCGAUGUGGCUAACGAGUGAACAUAUUGUCCGGGACUAUCUGCGGCACAUAACGUGGACGUGGCAAACCGACAGCCAUCAAAAUCAAUAUCACCGCGAGCAUAAAAUGAUGCCACUGCAUGAUCUGGCAUUCCAAUUCUUGUGCCAGGCACGUCUUGAUCAAGGCUUCCAGUUGGUGUCACCACGACCAGACGGCACGCACUUUUACCAAGAAAUUCACCUGCCUGGAAGCAACGACUCAUGCGCGAUCCAGUAUUUUAUAUGGAAAGAUGCAGACACUGGCAAAAUUACCACUGAAUUGUGGAUGGAGCCUAGCAGUAGCCAUGAUCAAUACGAAACCCUCAAGGCAUGGACCGUCAAUCCUGAUCGCAAAACGAUAUCUCAACUAGUAACUUUUGAUCAAGUUCACGCUGUUGCUCGUGCUAAAGGGAAGGGGGACAUCAAGGAAAAGUCUCAAAGGGAGCCUGCUGCUCCGCAACAAGAUGCUACCAUGGUCAUGAUGCUUCCACAACUGUUUGAUGUCACCUCUGUGCUCCGCUCAAACGUGUUCGUCCUUGCCAGCUUUGCAUCGCCCCAAUUCCAAGCUUUACCCAAGGAUCCCAUAAAACAGCUGCCAAACGGAAAUGGCUAUCAUAACGCACCACAAGAUCAACAGCACCAGCAUCAUUCAAUUGAGCCCCUUCUCAAGCAGCAACAAGCAGAGAAUCAUAAAGACAUAUGCCUCCGACCGGACCCGACGCUGAACAAGAAUAAAAAGACUCUUGCGCAGCUUGAUCUGGGUUUGCAAAGUUAUGCAUUGCUGCAUUACUUUGCGGAGCAUGCCCUGGAAAAGAUGACAGACGGAGAAAUCAUCAUGACCCAUCAUGACAGUGGCUCACGGUUCUGGACAGAAUUGAAGCGUGCUUUGCAGUCUGCUAAUAAGCAGUAUUUCUCGGGGAUGCAGCUUGCGACAGACCUGCGCAAGAUGCGCUGCUUCGUCACAUUCUUCGACGUCCGAUCAUUUGUGAUCACGCUAUUCCCUGGUCUCCAUACUGUGAUUCACGGGCUGUCGUCUGACAAAAGGCCCACUACGACAGACAGUUGCGUGGACUUUAUUAUGUUUGAAUGCGUUCGUCGAAAACCACUCAAACCACUUAAAAGUGACCCACGUGCCGACAGUGGUAGUAGAGUCAUUAAUAAGCUAGUUAUAGAUGACGAUGACAACGAGGUUUCCAUAAAACCCAUCGAUUGGCUCGUUCAUGAAGAUGACGGACUGGGAGAUACCAUGCGACCAAAAAUGAUCGAGGGCCAUUUCAACGACAAGCACACAUCCGGUCUGACUGAGCGGGCACUGCGAGUGGUGCAAGAUGUGAAGCGGCUAUACUGCAAAAGCUUCUUUCGAUCGUUUUAUACGUGUCUCAUGCGUGGCCUUCUAGUGGAUAAAGAUGAUUUGGCGCAAGUCUUGAAUGUCUGUGAUGAGUCAGUUAUGGAUAUUGAUAUCACAGAAUUUGUCAAUGUGAUGGCUUUGGAAGGACAUGGAGCAGGUGAAAACAAUAGCAGUAAAAGUCGCAUACUCGAAAUUCAGGAGCGCUUUGCAUCCAUAUUUCGAUAUUACUUUGAGCCUCUACGCACCACCGAUGAUCAGGAACCGAGUUUGUUCUACUACAAACCUCCGUUCAGCAGAACAAGUGACCAGAAUUCGUCGUUGGAUGAUCAAAUAGCGCUUCUAGUGGAUUUGGUUGCUUAUUCACAAAUUCCUUUGCUCAUUCGACUAGAAUGUGUUUAUACCGACCCUGCAAAAGGCACCACAGUAACAAUACCAAUCACAUCACUACCGACGGCAUUUGCUGGCCAGACGACAAACAAGGAGCACUUUAACUUUGAGCCCAGUAUUCCUGAUAGCGCCGAUGGUGACUGGUCUCCGUUGAACUCUAGAUCGACGACCGUAUUACUACAUCUUGUCUGUCUCAAUAUGUCUCGCUCACACGAUGAAGAGUAUAUUACCACGAAUCCAUCCACGCCUUUCCCCCGCGAGUCAUUAAUUAAUUCAAUGCGGUCCCGGCCAUCCUGCUUCCCUUCUUUGCCACGUGACCAACAGGAAGCGUUGGCAGAAACGGAAGCUCGUAUCCGUUGGUUAUUGACAGAAGAAACGCUACAUGGCCUGCUCAAAGCAUCUGUUAUCACCAAACCUAUUCUUAAAUACGUUGAUCGGCAACUUGGCCGAGGAAGCUUGUUUGUCAACUUUCCCACUGUCAUCAACGUCCCGUUCCAGUUCGUCAAGGAUUUGCAUCAUAGCCGUCAAAUGUUUAUGGAUGAGCUCGAAAAGUGCGGCCAGGUUCCAGAAAGCUAUCUACUACAGCGAGUCGAUGAUUAUUUCUAUGUCAGUCAAGAUGCAGUAUACAACAUGCGAGAGGAGGAUCUGCUAUGCUCUUCAUCAUCUGCCGAGAAAGGAUCAAUUGACGACGAACGACAUACAGAUUCGACGACGGCAACGCAACCUAGUAUCGACGAUGAUGAAGGGGAUGACGAUUUAUGCAACGGUCUCGGUAUUAGUACACUUGGAACAGAUGGAGACGAUGCUACUACGGCGCCAAGGGAAUCUGCUACUGCAGUACCUUUCCAAGAUCGACCGCUCUACUGGCUUGUCCUGCGACCUCACGAGCGCUAUGUAUCGAUAUUUUUCUAUUCGAAACUUCAAAUACAGUCUGAUUUAUUGCAGCGUGCGAAGGAGAAGCUUACAGAAAUCCAAGAGCGCACCAACCGACUCAUGCUUCUCGAAAGUCUUCAAGAGACACGUUCCUGCAGUAAAUUCCUCGAACCGAGCAAUGUUGUCUCUGAUCAUGGAAUCGAUUCGUCCGACGAAGAGGACGAGGACGAGGACGAGGACAAUAUAUACACAGUCUCAGAAAACGACGGGUCAUUGGUGGCAACUGGCAAAUUUAAGCCCGGCCAGUUCGCAUGUCCAGUCAUAUAUACCAAACGAUUCCCAUUGCACUGGCGACUGCAGCCUAAUGUCGCGCUCAAGUAUCUGACAGCAGAUGUUCUACGCCUUUUCGUCGUGGGCAAUCGCCCCAACAUGUAUGUUAUCGAACGUGACGACUCAAUUGUGUACUGCAAAAUAUUUGAACAAGAGGUAGGCGGUGAUAUCGUCACCUCCACGCCAACUCCCGCGACCGUAUCACGUAGCCCGCAACCCAUGCCCGCCAAAGCCGACGCAUCACCUUUGCGAUCACCGGAUGAGAGGAAGGGAACUAAAAAUGCAUCAACGUCGACCGGUGGAUCUGAUAGGCCUCGCGAGCUUGUACUUGAAGUCCACGGUAUCGACUUACCACCAUGGAUUGAACAAGAGUUUAUUGAUCUUAUUGAGAACCGAUUGACGACAGAGAUCACCCUUAACGAAGUCCAGCACUUCUUCCUUAGAAAUCCGAAUAGCAAGCCAACGCCUGCCGAUGUCAAAUUCGUUAUGCCAAUGGAUAAACCUCCAACAGGCAAGGAGACUUUACGAAUGCCUUUGCUCGUUAGUGAUCCCACUAUGCUGUUGAUAUUUUUCAAGCAGUCAAUAUUGGCCGAUACGAUUAAGCCAUUCACUGGGCCUCAUGUAACCAAUGCGGUGAAGGAAUAUAAUCAAAAACGAUUUUUUGGACUAGCUGCUUCAGAAACCACUGAAAACACACAAUUCUGCUUCUACUACAACUGCACAAGACGUGUCCCUGGAUCCUCGACUCCCUUGGAAUUGGCAGUAGGUCAAGGUGUUGCGGGUAUCUGCGUGACGAGCGAAGCCGUCCGAAACGAUGACAGUAACGGCAACAGCAACUCACCAGAUGACCAUGUCAUGGAUAUCAGCCCUGAACGAAUAAAGGCGUGUCUAGAAGGCGAGUUUCGUGAAAGUACAUCCGCAAUAGCUGAAGCAGAAAGCAACAACAAGGCGUGUCGCAUUUGGAUUGAGCUAUGGGUCACUGGUGCUGUAGAUUCCGCUGCUUUGCUACAUCAUCUUUACGAGUGUUUCCGGCAAUCGCUCUGCGAUUAUUUGAUCGAAAAAACUGUGUCGAUUGAUUAUGGUGCAGCCUUGCUACAUCGAGCAUUAUUAUUCGACGACCGCAGUUCCAAUGUUGGUAGAGCCCUGCGUAAGACAUUUAUCGAUUCAAUCUUGUAUAUUCUGGAGAAAGCAGCCGAAUGGAAGAGCCCUACCGUCUACUCCUUUGACCAAGCUAUCCGGAUAAUGCCUUGGUCAAUGGACGAUUUGGUUGACUAUAUCAACUGUGAGCUUUGUAACCUGGACACCAACUUAAAAAUGACGGUUGCCUGGACACUACUCAACCAACAAAAAUCAGCUACAACGAACUGGGAGCUCUAUCAAGGUCAAAAACUCCUCCAUGAUCGUAUACGGAACAACAUCCGGCUUGUGGGUAUCAGCGGUCUGAGCGAAUUUGUUGAAAAGCUGGGUAGCAUGGAAGAACAAAGGCGUGCAAGUGUAGCCAGCGAAGAACGUUCAACGACGGGAUGGUCAAGAAGAAGCUCGGUAACAUCACAAAAUUCGGUAUCGAUCAAAAAACAGCUCAAAGCAGAAGAUAGCAACAAAGCUACAGAAGAUCGGUCACGGUCAUCAAGCACAUCUCGGUCCAUGUCCGGCUUAACCAGUAGAGCGUCUCGAAGCAGUGUCCCUCGUGUUGAUGUCGCCAAACACUGCUUCCUGUUUAUACGAGUGGACGUGACAGGGAUUGCUGUAUACACGUACAACUGGUCGGAAAAGACGAGUCUCAGUGUAUUCGAUAGUAUAUUUCGUGUAGUGACCCGGCAGGAAGCACGUCAUGCUGUCCUGCUGAAUAUUCUUCAACAAAAGAUGGGUGUUUUUCAUCACAGUGCACCAUUAAAGCAGACUGUGGAAAAUUAUGUCUCUUUAGCAGCAGUGCCGUCGCUGCAGCAUGUCAUGAACCAACAUUUGACACCUCAUAUCCAUAUAGCAUCGCCUAAACAGCUACCAAAGUUACAACAGCAACAACAACAACAACAGCAGCAGCAGCAGCAGCAAAAAUCCGAUACCACUACAUCGAAGGCAGAGAGCACGACUGCACGGUCCGCAAAAAAGACAAAUACCAUGUUUGAGCUUCAAGACAUGAUAAACUAUGCUACUACUACGACGGAGCGAAACGAUACCAGCAGUGUUGCCCCCACUAUAACGACCAAGUCUACUGAUCACGAUGACAAGCAGCAACAGCUUCAAUUAUGGACGGGUGAAGCAAACGAAUUGGAUACGACCCUGACGGAAUUUACAGCAGCUGAAGACGACACGCGACGAGACCACGAUCUUCUAAAACGCCAUGGCGUCCCGUUCUUUCAGGCAGUUAUUCGGAGGACAGGUGUGCAGACAAUCCAUCGCAAGGCACGUCAAGUCUACAAUAGAUGGAGUCGCCAAUAUAUCGUCGAUGAAGCCAGCGCCCCUGAUAAAUUGUUGACGCGUCGGGAUGUACGGGCGAUCCUGCGUUCAUCUCGCUUGUUGCACUAUUGCCGCACGCCGUUCUUGUUUUCGCGCUUUGAUGAAAACUGGGAUAAUCUUGACGAGGAUCCUGCAGGCAGAGAGCAGACAGCGCAAUGGUAUACCAAAUUGAUGAACGAGCUCGUUCUGGAUUACAGCAAGUAUUUGGAAGGUGUGGAUAUGCACCUUGUUGAUUUAGCAUCGUCAGAUGAUUCAGAAACAGACACGAGCGUAUUCCAGAUAUCACGCAAUUUUGCCAUCGAUUGUGCGCCCGUCUACUUGCUUCGGGUAGUCAAGGGUGGCUCCAUUUUGUGCGAACUGCGCCUUACUGGCACAUAUGUGUCAGUUACACUAUACACUCUACAUCGACGUUACGGAAGACAAGGCUAUAAAGGAGAUCGUGAGAGCUUCCGUCGUUUCGAAGAGACCAGUGGUAAUUUUAAGCAAUUUAUCCACGUCAAUUCGUUCAUCUAUGACUUCCAUCUACGACAUAUUCAAACGAUGCUUGAAGGCGGCGAAAACGUCGGCACUGCAGUAUUGGCGAAUCUCAACCUUCUCAACGUCCUUCAUCAAUUCGCGACAAUACAUAAACAACCCGCUUCGUAUGCACGCAACCGACUCGUGCGCGGAUUUUAUCAGAUCGGCUCAGACGUUACAGUGGGCAGACAAAAGUUCUUUGACAACUUGCUUGGAAGUUCGCCGCGCCAUGGACUCCGUAGUAUGCUGGUAAAGGAUAAGUCUGUUGCUGCAGCGGUGACAAGCCACGAUCUAUCAUUCAGUCCUAAUGGUGGUCGACCGGGGCAGUGGAAGCACACACUCGUCGUAACACCGGCGACAGUAGAUGAAGAAGGGCUUUGGCUAGAAUAUUUUAUACUGGUCGUAUAUCAAGGCAACACAAGUCCAACGACCAUGUACAAGAAUGUACGUCCAUCACCCAAAGCAAGCGCUGUCCUGACAGAUCCAAUCGAUAAUAUGCUCCUUCUCGAGGGUUAUACGUUGGACGACAUUGUAACCAAUGCUCGCGACCGAUUAGAUGCUAUUGUUGCGGAUGUCAUUGUAUAUUGCCAGCGUCACAACGACUGGAGCGAGCUAUAUGCAUCCGAGCUCGUCACUUUUCCUGGGCCCCAAUCAGCAAGGCUUACCACAUUACUGAGCGAAUUUGAUCACACGGAUUUAUGCGAACUGGAUCGGAAUAUGACCUCAUUGCUUAAAACACGGCUGAAUUGGCACAUAGCUUUUGAUCAGCUAAUUGCAUUGCAGCGUAAGAAAAGUGUCAAGGAUGUCAGAGCGGCUAAUGGAAAACGACAUUUGCUUCUUUACAACCACGGUCGAUACAUGGACUAUCUGAUUCAUCUGCAGCUUGACACAAAUAACCAAAUCCAGGGGUGGAUGGUGUGCCGAGAAAGCAGUCGCUCGAUCCAACCACACGGAGAACAGAUCGCGAGCCUUGGAAAUAUGCUUUGCCACGUUAUCUGGACUCAAGCACGCAAUGCCUUCAACAGUAGCAACAGCAACAACAACAACAACACAAGCACGAGCAGCAGUGCUAUUAUCACCACCACAGCAAGUAAUGCCAGUACCAGUACAGCCCUCACCGCCUCAAACACCAAGUCUUCAUCCUCACUCACAUCACCCCUAUGAAUGGUAUUAAAAGUGUAAAUAGUUUUUUAAUCAACAUGUGUACAUUCGAAAGUAAAAAUUAAUAAAUAGGGGGAGCUUUGGAACGUAGUGCCUCACAAAAUGCACGUGUGUACACCCAUGUAAAAGCAAACGCAGAACGAUGAUUGAAGCGAUACGGCGAGAGUUAUGCA
This is a messenger RNA of Zychaea mexicana, 10389 nucleotides long. RefSeq lists its product as uncharacterized. The transcript has 10 exons. Gene Ontology annotation, cellular component: peroxisome. Lineage: Eukaryota; Fungi; Mucoromycota; Mucoromycetes; Mucorales; Lichtheimiaceae. The record is from RefSeq and is a predicted model, not a curated record. The coding region runs from base 245 to 10219 and encodes 3324 amino acids.